AUGGACGAUGGCGAUGCUCCGCGCGCGGCGCAGAUCUCGCAGGCGGACAUCAUCGAGCGCCAGGCCGAGUCCAUCGCGCGGCUGAAGAAGCAGGUGCAGAAGGGCAGCGAGUACAAGGAGCAGACCAAGUCCAAGCUCAAGGAGGCGGCGGCGCGGCUGAAAGAGUACCGUCUUCGUGUUGAAACGCUUUUACGCUCGGAGGAAACGCUGAAAGAGCAACUGCAGACUGAGCAAGCUGCGCAUGCUAAAACGAAGAAGCAGCAUAAAACCACCUUGAAUCAAGUAAAAACGAGAAAACAAACUCACGCAGCGACUCAAACGGACGAGAAAAAGAAAAUAACGCGUACGAGUCAGACGCUGUUAAGUGGCGAUGUGGAACGAGUUAACAAGAAGACAAUGGUGGACAGUGAAGUACAGACGGUGCACAUCGCAAUAGACACAUUGACGUCCAAAAAACGAGGCAGAACGUCCACUGCGACGCAAAUGGACCAAAUCGUGCCGAAACUCUCGCGACAUUUAUUAAAGGAGACGCUCGAGGACACUUUAGCCAUAAGUAAAGAGCCGCUCGAGCUUCUAGAUGGACAUAUGACUACGUUCCCGCACCAAACAAGUGCAGCGUUAGACGCUGAAUUGGCUUUUAGCGAUUCCGACGCUGAAAGUGGCGAAACGCUAAAACUCGAUAGUAUGGCGGAAACUGGCGCAAGCGUCGAGUUGAUCCCGUUUGAUGCCUCGAUAUCGAAUGAAAUCGACAAGGAAUUGGAUUUUAGCGACGAUGAAAUGGCUGAAACGACGAAAAGUGGAGAUUUAUCGACAGUAAAAGCACAUGACGGUGCUGAAAUGUCGCUGUUAAGUGGAAUUGAUGCAACACUGCAGAGUGAAAUUGACAAGGAACUCGAAAGCAGCAGUGACGACGAGAGUGUUGAAACGCGUAAAAACGCUGAAAUUGCUGACGAAAUCGAUAAAGCUUUGGAAUCCAGCGACGAAGAAAAAGAAAAAGAGAAAACUAAUGUCACGGCGGUAGAUACUGGCGACAGCCAUGGGUGCACUUUAAUGUCGAUUGACGAUGAGCUAGACGACGAAUUUGCAGCUCUGGAGGCGGAUUCCGAGCCAGAGAAUUCAAAACCUGCGAAAGAUAAUUUAAACCCUGCAGAGUCCAGUUCCAGCAGCUCGAGCGACAGUGACUCGAGUGACAGUAGCGACAGCGAGUCGGGUGAAGACGGAGACGACCCCAUGACUGGAAUUGCCGAUAAAACACCCGAUCGAGAGGCUUGUACCACCGAUUCUGGGGCGCUCACCAGACCAGUCACGGCCAUGUACUCGCCUGUUGUCGAGGCCAAGUCGUCGUGUUCAACCCCCGAGCCUCUGCAGCUGUCAGCAACGAACCACAAGGAGGACACGAGUGCUGCUAGCUUGCAGCCAAAGCCGGUCCAAAAGAGCAUUUCAGACGACCUCCAACCUACCACGACAGUCGAUGAUACGGUGGUGGUACAAGGCGCAAACUCCUCUUCUACUAACGAUGACAACUCCAGUAUUCCCGUGUCCAAGCCAGCGGCCUUAAUCGAACAGGAUAAACCUGUGCCUGACACCAUAAUGCAGCCGCCAGAAAGAGCAACCGAACGUGGUGAAUUGCAAGUAUGCACGGGAGAUGCGGGUACAGCCGUCGGCUGCUGUGUUGUCUCGUCUUCUUCGUUGUCGCCUGGAAGCAUCUCGUACCUGCGUCCACGUUCACUGCUCGCUGUGGGUGACGCCCCCAAGAACCUCCCCAUGCUGCACGUACAAAAUGCCUCUUCCCUUUUCCGCAGUGAGGUCGGAAACUGA
This is a messenger RNA of Phytophthora infestans T30-4, 1818 nucleotides long. RefSeq lists its product as uncharacterized. Lineage: Eukaryota; Oomycota; Peronosporomycetes; Peronosporales; Peronosporaceae. The transcript has 2 exons. The coding region runs from base 1 to 1818 and encodes 605 amino acids. The record is from RefSeq and is a predicted model, not a curated record.